This is a messenger RNA of Ambispora gerdemannii, 219 nucleotides long. Lineage: Eukaryota; Fungi; Glomeromycota; Glomeromycetes; Archaeosporales; Ambisporaceae. The record is from the annotation of a GenBank genome assembly.
AUGGCCGAUGAAAUUGAAUCCACCAGCUCAUCCGAAAUUAAAGAUAGCUUGCAAGUCCACAAGGUUACACAAAUAGAAGUAUCAAAGCAAGAGCUUGACGUAACACCGAACUCUGAAGAAGAAAAGCGGCCAACUCAUACGGUAAAGCAUUCAGUUGUAGAAUUCAAAUCUACGCCAGCUCAUACGGUAAAGCAUUCAGUUGUAGAACUCAAAUCUACG